Impatiens glandulifera is the source of this 846-nucleotide messenger RNA. Its product is annotated as caldesmon-like. NCBI's taxonomy places the organism in Eukaryota, Viridiplantae, Streptophyta, Magnoliopsida, Ericales, Balsaminaceae. The record is from RefSeq and is a predicted model, not a curated record. Bases 1 to 846 code for a protein of 281 amino acids. The transcript is spliced from 6 exons.
AUGAGAAGAUUGAAAUAUGUGGAGAAGGUGAAUGUGUUUGAGGAGAUUGAGGAAGAUGUGGAGAAGGUGACUGUGUUGGAGGAGAAGGAGGAUGAUGUGGAGAAGGAAGAUUUGGAGAAGGUGAAUGUGUUGAUUGAGGAUCUGGUGAAGAAAAUUAAUGACGUGGAGAAGGUGAAUGAGAAGAUUGAGGAAGAUGUGGUGAAUGAAAAGAUUAACAAAGAUAAGGAUGUGGAUCUGUUUGUGGAGAAAAAUGUGGUGAAGAGAAGGACAAGAUUGAGGAUCUGUUGGCGGAGAAGGUGGAAGAUGUGGCAUAAGGUGAAUGAUAAUGUGGAGGAAGAUGUGGUGAAUGAGAAAGUGGAGGAUGAGGAUCUAAAGAAGGAUGAUGACAAGAUUGAGGAUAUGUUGGUGGAGAAGGUGGAGGAUGUGGAGAAGGUGAAUGAGAAGGUGGAGGAAGAUAUUGAGGAUCUGUUGGUAGAGAAGGUGGAGAAUGUGGAGAAGGUGAAUGAGAAGGUGGAGGAUGAUGUAGUGAAUGAGAAAGAUGUGGUGCUGAAGGAUGAGGAUCUGAAGAAGGAUGAGGACAAUAUUGAGGAUAUGGUGAAUGAGAAGAUUGAGGAUGUGGUGCUGAAGGAUAAUGAUGUGUUUGUAGACAAGAAGAAGGUGAACAAGAAGAAGGUGCAUAAUAAGAAGGUGGAGAAGAAGAAGGUGGAGAAGAAGAAAGACAAGGAGGAGAAGGAUGUGUUUGUGGAGAUGAUGGAUAAGAAGAAGGUGAAGAAGAAGGUAGACAAAGAGGAGGAGGAUGUGUUUGUGGAGAAGGUGGACGAGAAGAAGGUGGACAAGAAGAAAUAA